Molecule: messenger RNA, 404 nt
Organism: Paramecium sonneborni
Lineage: Eukaryota; Ciliophora; Oligohymenophorea; Peniculida; Parameciidae
Source: the annotation of a GenBank genome assembly
AUGAAAUUGAUUGCUGCUUUUGGUAAAUAACAUUUAAUAAAUGAGAAUUUGGCUGCAUUUCAAUUAUCAUAAUUUUUAUCAUAACUACAAAAUAAAAUAUUACAAAGCACUUACAAUUAUAUAUUCCCUUUGGUAGAUACAGAUUUCUCUGAUAACCCUUUCUAAUUUAAAAAGAAAUUGAUCUUAAUAAUGAUAUAAAAGUAUAGCAUUAUUUAGCAGUAGGUGUAAUUAAAAAUUUAUUUAGAACUUUUAUAACAUGUUAUGAAGAUUUGAUGGAAUAUUACUAUGAAAUAUAAGAAUCAAUAAAUCAUUUUUCAUAUGGUAAGACUUUAAUUAGAAUAUGGAAAUAUUAAUAAGUAAUCAUCUAAUUAUUUUGGUGUUUAAUUUAGAAAUUUAAUAUUUGA